AACCCGUUUUGUAAAUGAUGAUACCUACAGCUUUUUGUACCAUCUAGGAGGCCGUAGUAGGUUCUGUGUUGCGAGUGUUGACAAGAAUGUAAGCAGUCUCUCUCCACAGUGGAAAUAUAUUUUAUAUAACGUCGACUGGAGGUCUGACGAAUCAUGGGCAACACCAGCGACCGGGUGUCAGGCGACCGGCAUGGGGCGAAGUCCCACCGCUCUGACAGCGGGGGGAGCCACAAAGAGCAGGAGCCCAGCAAAAUCAUGGUGGACAGCACCGAUGACCCCAACGUCUUCAACACACGCACUAUGGAGUCAAAGCCCUCAGGAGAAAAAGACUUCAUGCCCUACAGCCCUGACACGGACGACCCAGUCAAGCCCGGGUCGCAGGCCCGGCCAACCGUGAUCCGCUGGGCAGGUGGCGGGAAAGAGGUCUACAUCGCCGGGUCCUUCAACAGCUGGAGCACCAAGAUCCCUCUCAAUAAAAGCCACAAUGACUUUGUAGCGAUCCUGGACUUACCAGAAGGCGAGCACCAGUACAAGUUCUUUGUGGAUGGACAGUGGGUUCAUGACCCCUCUGAGCCUGUGGUGACCAGCCAGUUGGGCACCAUCAACAACCUCAUCCAGGUGAAGAAGUCUGACUUCGAGGUAUUCGACGCCCUGCAGGUGGAUUCUCUGGAAUGUUCCGACACAUCAGACCUCUCCAGUUCCCCCCCUGGCCCAUAUGGGCAGGAACUAUACGCUUUUCGGUCUGAGGAGCGCUUCAAAGCCCCGCCCAUCCUCCCGCCACACCUCCUCCAGGUCAUCCUGAACAAGGACACCAACAUCUCUUGUGACCCUGCCUUGCUGCCUGAGCCAAACCAUGUGAUGCUGAAUCACCUGUAUGCACUUUCAAUAAAGGAUGGCGUAAUGGUGCUGAGCGCUACUCACCGAUACAAGAAGAAGUAUGUCACCUCUUUACUAUACAAGCCAAUCUAGCCUACCGUAGUGAGGCCGGGUCAGCAUGUUUGUAUCGUUUAUUAUCACUUUUUGGCUGCGAUUGCACUAAACGAGUUUACAGAAGGGUCAGAGGCCUGCAACUGAGUCCCUCCGUUGGUGAUAUUCAGAUGUUUUAUCCAUGACGCAUCGGAGACCCGCGCACACAGUGAAGAGGGAGGUACCGCAAACCGCCAUGGAUCCACGUGUACAGUUUACGCUAUUAUCCGCUAAUGGUCGCCGGCUACUGUCAGCUAGCUACGCUUUCUGACAUUGUUCUUUUUUAUACCACUCCUGAGAAUGCAUAGCUAGCUUGCCAUCUAUUCAUAGUAUGAAUUAGCUUGGUAUGCGCUAAUUAUUGGUGGAGAUUACUUGCGGAAUUAUUUCAAGUAAAUGGACAGUGGUUAGCCGUUAGGUACACUGAAAGUUUGGUCCGUAUGUGUUGAUUUGGAAUGUAAUGGGAUCCAGUGGAUUUACUGAAUCCAUUGUGUGCUGUUCAGGGCUUGCCAGAUAUGUGCUGGUGAUCAGGGUUAUGUUGGACUAUGCUGUAAUGUUAUAUUGUACUGUAAAAAGAACUCUGAACUUGUUGGAUUUUUAGAUGUUUAUUGCAGAUCCAUAUUUCACUUGAGAAAAACAAAAGGGAAAAAAUGGGAACGGUUACAUAUCUCAAGUGUUCUUUCUGAAAACAUCCGGUGAACCUUUGUGAGUCUCUGUGAUAAGGGCUAAAUGGUUCACAUGGGUAAUAAAAUUGGGAGAAGUCCAUUGUUGCAUCACUUUACUGAUAGAAAACCAUGAGGUGCUCCACCAAUGACAGAAUCCUUUGGUUGCAGGUAAUAUAACAACGGUGACAGUAAUUGGUGUACACAUUCUGGCUAUAAUCUCAGGCUCCCUGUGGGGAUAAUGAAAUAUUUUAUUUUUCAUUAUCCCUAGCCUCCUCUGGGUGUUAACAAAAAGCAGUAUUCACCAGUCACUAUUGGCUUUGCUUUUCUGGUUAUUAGCAAAGCUUCAUUCUGUUUUAUAUCAGUAAGGUGAUGAUGUCAGGACUUAUUCCUAUUUUAUUAUGUUUGAUAAUUAUCUGGAAGUAGCGGCGCUUGUCCAGCAUGGUUUCCUUCUCCUUGUACCGCACAGUCCACGGCGUAAAAUACUCAUCCUCACCCGCUAGCUAUGCCAUUCGUGUCGGUGUACUUUUUUAAAAACGGUACUCCCCACAAAACGAGCUCUCAUUUUGCAACUCUGCAGAUCGGGAUAUCACCCGCUUGUGCUUGGAGCCGAAGGCCUCUCUCUGUUCUGCUGUUGCCUUUUUUUCGUCACGACGCUGAGAAGCACUUUACGCGUGCGUUUUUUUAACCAACGCUUUUUUAACCAACGCUGUGAUUAGGAAUGUUGACAUGAAGCUUUAUCUACGCAGAGGACAAAUCCUAUACUGCUUGGCUUCUCACCAGAAAAAAAGGGAUUAAUCUCCAGUACCCAGAUGCUGUGUUUUUUUGUUUUGUUUUGUUUUUCUUUUGUAUUUAUAAUAGAGAUAUGUAUUUAUCUGUUACAUAUUGCGAUUUAUAUAUCGAUAAGUUGAUUUGCUCUGUGAUGAUGAAUUCUUGAAUGUUUUGCAUGGGUGUUAUAUUUAUGCCUUAACAAUGUACUAUCUCACAAGUGUGGUGUGAAUUUUAAAAGUGAAUGUUUGAAUAAAAGGGAAAAGGAUGGUCAGGUUUAACUAAAAAUGAUGCAAUGCAAUAAUGUGUGUAAUUAUAAGACAACACGUAUAUUCUUUGUUUAUAAUGCACUACUGAAAUACAAGUCAUUUAAUAGGAGGUUCUGUUUCAGAAGUUCUCCAGUGUAUACUCCUUUACUUUGGCAGUUCUAAAUGUUACACUCCAAUGAAAUACAUUCUAUAUUAAAUAAAUAGCCUGUUGUAACUGAAAACGUUCAAAUGAACAGUCAUUCAGGGGAAAAAGAUAAGCCAUUGUGGUAAUAUAAAAAUUGAAAGCAAUUCAUACAAAAACCUGAGACAUUUUGCCUGCAGUAGCUUCACUGAAGGAAAAAAAAUCCUUACUUCUUUAUGCUGUACAGCAUCUUAUCAGUUAAACUGUGUUGAAGAAUGUCUCACUGGUUUGCAAAUAAAAAGGGAUAAAGAUGGUAA
This is a messenger RNA of Anguilla anguilla (European eel), 3100 nucleotides long. RefSeq names its product protein kinase, AMP-activated, beta 2 non-catalytic subunit (gene prkab2). Gene Ontology annotation, cellular component: nucleus; cytoplasm; nucleotide-activated protein kinase complex. The transcript has 8 exons. Gene Ontology annotation, biological process: signal transduction. Lineage: Eukaryota; Metazoa; Chordata; Actinopteri; Anguilliformes; Anguillidae. The record is from RefSeq and is a predicted model, not a curated record. Bases 154 to 969 code for a protein of 271 amino acids. Gene Ontology annotation, molecular function: protein kinase binding.